Molecule: messenger RNA, 1637 nt
Organism: Galleria mellonella (greater wax moth)
Lineage: Eukaryota; Metazoa; Arthropoda; Insecta; Lepidoptera; Pyralidae
Product: trans-1,2-dihydrobenzene-1,2-diol dehydrogenase-like
Exons: 7
Coding region: 280-1308 (342 amino acids)
Molecular function (GO): nucleotide binding
Source: RefSeq, a predicted model, not a curated record
AAAUGACAUGUUACAUUGUAUUGAAUAGAUGCGGUUGUGCUUGUGAUUACUGAUUUACGGGUAAAUAAUAAUAAAUAUAUAUUAAAUGUAAUUGUGGUCAUCAUGUGUAUUCUUUAGUUGUGCUUUUUUCUAUUUAUUUUACACAGUAAAUUCACCCAUUCAUUGACAAUGAUUGGAAUUAAUUAUACUGUAUAGAUGGUUGUAGAAAUUCUGUUUGAAUGAAAUGCUAUUAUAGCUAUUUCUUCUUUUAAUCUGUUAAUUACAAUAUAAAUUAUUAAUAUGUUAGAAAUGCCUGAACCAGCACAUAUGGAUUUCCAGUUACGAUGGGGCAUAGCAGGUGUCGGCAUGAUAGCUCACGACUUCAUCACCGCCCUGGGCACUCUGCCUGCUCACCAACACAAGGUCAUCGCCAUUGCCGGGAAAGACCUCGAGCGCGCCGACAGAUUGGCCUCACUACAUAAAAUCAGUACAGUAUACGAAGGCUACGAGUCACUGGCACGUGACGAUUCUAUAGACAUUGUUUUCGUCAGUGUACUGAACUUGCAACACUAUGAAAUAACUAGACUAAUGUUAGAGAACAACAAACAUGUUCUAUGCGAGAAGCCAAUGGGUAUGACCUACAAACAAACCAAAUCACUGGUGGAUCUGGCUCGCGAAAAGAAACUCUUUCUUCUUGAGGGGAUGUGGUCGAGGUUCUUUCCUGCUUACGACGCUUUGGAUAGGCACAUAUCUUCUGGCGGGCUUGGGGACAUCUAUCACAUCAGCGUACAGUUUGGGGUUGAAAUUAACGACAUAGAAAGAAACCUAAUGAAGGAUCUAGGAGGCGGAGUGAUAUUGGACCUGGGUAUUUACAUGUUGCAACUAGUGCAGUUUAUAUACAAAGAGCCGCCUGUGGAUAUUGUGUGCACUGGCCACCUGAGCAAGGCGGGCGUGGACGAGUCAGUGUCGUGCGCGCUCAAGUACAAGGACGGCAGGACGGCCACCCUGGCCGCGCACACGCGCGCCACCAUGACUAAUAAGGCAGACAUUAUCGGCACCAAGGGCAAUCUUGUCUUGGAUUACUUCUGGUGUCCCACGGUGCUACACAUAUCGGCCGCUAACAGCACUGAAUGGUCCUUACCAAAGGGCAAAUAUAAGUUCCACUUUCACAACAGUGCGGGACUCAGCUAUCAGAUACAGGAAUGCUGGGACUGCAUUAGCAAAGGUGAAACAGAGAGCCCUAAAAUGAGCUUAGAUGAAAGUAUACUCCUGUCAAAAUUAACUGAUACUAUGAGAACGCAAUUGGGCAUCUUAGAAAACGGACUAUAAUAUUAUUAAUAAUAAGGUUUAUUAUUUAAAUACGAAUUGCUAGUUUAGAUAAACAUGCACUAAAGCGUUGUGUUUGAUGCCACAUUUAAAAUUAUUUUAAUUUAGAUAUUAUAAAAUUAAGUGCCAGUAUAACGGGAACAAAUGUACUUGAAAUUGUGAUAAUAAAUAUUAUAUAAUAAUAAUUGUUAUAUAGAACAGUACACGAGCACAAAUUACUUAUUAAAAAAGUACAGUAUUUACCUCGACUACUGUGAUUGCAAUAUGCGUUGUGAAGCGGUUGUUAAAAUUAAUAAUAUUCAAAUAAAUACAAUCAAUAUUAUUGCACAGAA